This is a messenger RNA of Pongo pygmaeus (Bornean orangutan), 3290 nucleotides long. It is a transcript of the gene PRPH2, whose product is annotated as peripherin 2. The transcript is spliced from 3 exons. Gene Ontology annotation, cellular component: plasma membrane. The coding region runs from base 470 to 1510 and encodes 346 amino acids. NCBI's taxonomy places the organism in Eukaryota, Metazoa, Chordata, Mammalia, Primates, Hominidae. Gene Ontology annotation, biological process: visual perception. The record is from RefSeq and is a predicted model, not a curated record.
CAUUCUUCUGGCCAGUCUUGCCCUUUGCUCCUGGUUCUCCAAGCUGUACCCAGAGCUCUCUGGUCCAGCAUGUACCUGGAGGCUGCUUUUGACCAUGUUUUGAGAGUGGCAUGGCUUUAUCUAACGGGAUGAACCUGGCUAAAGAGAUUAGCAAAACGUCUUGUGGAUCCCACUUUUAAUCUGCAGCGUUCAGGCUGCCCCUUCUUGGCUGGGAAGGGCGCUGAAGAAACAACGCCCAGGACCAGGACUAUCCCCUGCUCAAGCUGUGAUUCCGAGACCCCUGCCACCACUACUGCAUUCACGGGGAUCCCAGGCUAGUGGGGCUCGACAUGGGCAGCCCCCAGGGCAGCUCCCUACAGCUUGGGCCAUCUGCACUUUUCCCAAGGCCCUAAGUCUCCACCUCUGGGCUCGUUAAGGUUUGGGGUGGGAGCUGCGCCGUGGGAAGCAACCCGGCCUACACUUGGCAAGCAUGGCGCUACUGAAAGUCAAGUUUGACCAGAAGAAGCGGGUCAAGUUGGCCCAAGGGCUCUGGCUCAUGAACUGGUUCUCCGUGUUGGCUGGCAUCAUCAUCUUCAGCCUAGGACUGUUCCUGAAGAUUGAACUCCGGAAGAGGAGCGAUGUGAUGAAUAAUUCUGAGAGCCAUUUUGUGCCCAACUCAUUGAUAGGGAUGGGGGUGCUAUCCUGUGUCUUCAACUCUCUGGCUGGGAAGAUCUGCUACGACGCCCUGGACCCGGCCAAGUAUGCCAGAUGGAAGCCCUGGCUGAAGCCGUACCUGGCUAUCUGUGCCCUCUUCAACAUCAUCCUCUUCCUCGUGGCUCUCUGCUGCUUUCUGCUGCGGGGCUCGCUGGAGAACACCCUGGGCCAAGGGCUCAAGAAUGGCAUGAAGUACUACCGGGACACAGACACCCCUGGCAGGUGUUUCAUGAAGAAGACCAUCGACAUGCUGCAGAUCGAGUUCAAAUGCUGUGGCAACAACGGUUUUCGGGACUGGUUUGAGAUUCAGUGGAUCAGCAAUCGCUACCUGGACUUUUCCUCCAAAGAAGUCAAAGAUCGAAUCAAGAGCAACGUGGAUGGGCGGUACCUGGUGGACGGCGUCCCCUUCAGCUGCUGCAAUCCUAGCUCGCCACGGCCCUGCAUCCAGUAUCAGAUCACCAACAACUCAGCACACUACAGUUACGACCACCAGACGGAGGAGCUCAACCUGUGGGUGCGUGGCUGCAGGGCUGCCCUGCUGAGCUACUACAGCAGCCUCAUGAACUCCAUGGGUGUCGUCACGCUCCUCAUUUGGCUCUUCGAGGUGACCAUUACAAUUGGGCUGCGCUACCUACAGACGUCGCUGGCUGGUGUGUCCAACCCCGAGGAAUCUGAGAGUGAGAGCGAGGGUUGGCUGCUGGAGAAGAGCGUGCCGGAGACCUGGAAGGCCUUUCUGGAGAGUGUGAAGAAGCUGGGCAAGGGCAACCAGGUGGAAGCCGAGGGCGCAGACGCAGGCCAGGCCCCAGAGGCUGGCUGAGGGCCCUGGGGCCCCUCCCCUCCCGAACACUGAGAAAUAGUGGACUCCAAGAAACGCGGAUCUCCCCUUCAUCCAACUCUGAAAGUCUGAAUCUCCCAAGGAGGGCACCAUCUUACAGAGACUCUCCCUGACGGUGGAAUUUAAGUUUAGGGUCCCUAAAAGCAUUUGACACACAGUUGUUGAAUGACUGACCCAAAAUGUGAAUGAAGCUAAUGUGAAUGUGAAUGAAGCUCCCUUCAGGCCUGCUGCCCUAGGAUAUGUCCUCCUGGUGACUCAGGGGCUCUCUCAGAGGACUAGCCCAGGACCCAUCUUUCUUACAUGGAUUUAGUCCCACCCUAUGGCCACUGGCCGUAUCUGAGGGCUGCUCCCCUUUUAGAAUUUACCUCUUAUGAGCUCCAUGUUGCUUCACUCUAUAUCCAAAGUGUCACUUGGUGCAUAGGCACAGAAAUCUGAAAAAUGGCCAUGUUGUCUUUUUUUUUUUUUUUUUUUAAUGCCAAGAUUGACAGGUUGGCCGUUUGCUUUAAUGCCAGAAGUUGGGGGAAAGUUACACUUUUCUAAGAAUAAUGGACUCUUAAGGCAUUGAGGGCUCUAAACAGGAUUCUUUAAUCAUGGAGCAAGAGAAUUUCAAGGCAGGAGAUUAUUUCCCCCACCAAAAACACAGUGAAAGGCCUGCUUUUGUGUCCCAUUCACAUGCCCUUGGUCACUGAGUCUGGAGUGAACCAUGGGUUGAGGAAGUCAGGCUGUUGGCGUGUCCCAGCACCACACCACCCCUAAAGCGCCCGGUGAUCUCCUGUGGCUCAUCUGUGGAAGCAGUGGGGUAGGCUGCUGCCCUGUUGUGGAAGAGGAGCAACAAUCAGACAUGAGUCCACCCUUAGGAGACCAGGCCUCAGCUCUUGGUGGGCCCAGGGACACCCACACAGGUGGCCAUCACAGCCCCAUGGACAACACUAAUUGUCCACAGCAAAGGGCAAGGAAUCCUCUGGGAGCUUCUUCCGUUUCUUCCCCCCAGAUACCCAUCUUGAAAAACACUAUUUCUGGAAUGCUUCUGCAUCAAAGGAGAUUCUUUGAGAUAGCCCAUCUUCCUGAGCUAGCAAAUACAGGAGUUUUCACUUUCUUUAGGAAAGAGAAGCUUUCAGGGGAAGGAGAGAAUGAUUUUGCCGACUUCCCAAGCCCUGGUGACCAGACCAAGGCAGGGCCCAGCAUAAUUCUGCCAGUUGGAUGAACAUUCAAGAGAGCUCAUUCCUACCUGGCUGGAGACCGAGGCCAGAAGGCAAAAACCAGAAAGGGAACAGUCCAUAAUUUAUCUCUGCUUCUGACCGAUGGUGUUUGGGAAUAGGUUACUUUGGACUGAGUUUGGGUUCUUUGCUGUCCUAAGAACUUUAGUGUAGAGAAAAUAAGACUUCUGGUGCUGCCUGGGGUAUGUUCUGGGCUUAAUUCCCCCAAGCAGAAGACCAGAUCCAAGAUGUCUGGACACCCUGUCAGAUGUUGGUCCUAAGUUUAAUUAGAUUUCUGAAUCUCGUUGAGGCCAAGGAAUGAUCCAUACUGAAAAAAUGCUGAGCCAGCCAUCUUUGGCAAAGGUCUCUGAGCUCUCGCCGUCUCUCAAGAGUGCUGAGAACCAUGGUGAAAGUGCUGCUCUAGGCCCACAAGUGUAACUGUGCUGUUAACAGCUGUCAAUAGAUAUUAAAAUUCAUACUGCAUGAAAAUCACUUUUGUUAAAUGACUGUUUAAGCCCAUUCAACAACAUACAUCGCAGAAUCCCCUACUACAGCUAGUAUUUGCC